Molecule: messenger RNA, 8951 nt
Organism: Magallana angulata
Lineage: Eukaryota; Metazoa; Mollusca; Bivalvia; Ostreida; Ostreidae
Product: inositol 1,4,5-trisphosphate receptor type 1-like
Exons: 61
Coding region: 255-8435 (2726 amino acids)
Biological process (GO): calcium ion transmembrane transport
Cellular component (GO): endoplasmic reticulum; membrane
Molecular function (GO): inositol 1,4,5 trisphosphate binding; inositol 1,4,5-trisphosphate-gated calcium channel activity
Source: RefSeq, a predicted model, not a curated record
UAUUAUUCUUAUUGCGGAAGAGAUUUCGGUAAACGUGUGUUGGAUCUUUAGGCCUGUAAUGUUGUGAUUUAGAGCAUUUCAAAGUGCUCUCAGAAGAUAGAAUCAGGCACAUUACAGCUGUUAAAGCUCUGAACCUUAACGGUGUUUUAAGAAUAUUUGUGCAUUAGUUUUGUCAAGUAUUGCAGUUGUGAGAAAUGUCAGAUCGAGCGAAGCAGACGGUUGGGUGACAGUCCUCGGAUUGAGAUAUAUCAGAGAUGUCGGCGACAGUCCUUCACUUUGGAGACAUUGUGUCUCUAUAUGCUGAAGGAGGUGUCAGUGGUUUCAUAUCCACCCUUGGGUUGGUAGAUGACAGGUGCGUGGUUCAGCCUGAUGCUGGGGACUUGAACAACCCUCCCAAGAAGUUUAGAGACUGUCUGUUCAAGAUCUGCCCCAGUAACAGAUACUCGGCCCAGAAACAGUUCCGGCAGGCCCAGCGGUCUGGGACCAACUCGACCACUUCCUGCUCCGAUACCGUCCUGCUAAAGAAACUCCACAGUGCUGCUGAGUUAGAGAAGAAACAAAAUGAAUCUGAGUAUAAGAAACAACUUGGAAACACAGUGCAAUAUGGAAAUGUCAUACAAUUAUUGCAUCUUAAGAGCAACAAGUACCUGACAGUGAACAAGCGACUGCCGGCCCUCCUAGAGAAGAAUGCCAUGAGGGUCACACUGGACGUGCCAGGGAACGAGGGUUCCUGGUUCUAUAUCGAGCCCUUCUACAAACUCAGACAGUCGGGGGACGCUGUUGUGGUGGGAGACAAAGUGGUUCUGAAGCCUGUGAAUGCUGACCAGCCCCUCCACGCCAGUAACUAUGAGCUGCCCGAUAAACAGGGCUGUAAGGAGGUGAACUCUGUAAACUGCUCUACCUGCUGGAAGAUGACCUUAUUUCUGGACUACAAAGAAAACAUGGAGGAUGUUCUGAAAGGAGGGGAUGUAGUGAGACUGUUCCACGCUGAGGAACAGAUGUUUCUGACGGGCGACGAGUACAAGAAGCAGCAGUAUGUAUUCCUGAGGGCCACCGCCAGAACCACCGCAACCACCGCCACCAGCUCUAAAGCUCUGUGGGAGGUAGAGGUCGUGCAGCAUGACCCUUGUAGGGGUGGGGCGGGGCAAUGGAUGAGUUUGUUCAGGUUCAAACACCUGGCCACAGGACAAUACCUAGCUGCAGAGGUUGAUAAGGACCCUACAGUGGACCCCAUGAGGAGUAAGUUACGGGGUACAGCCACUAACCCUGUCUUCACCCUGGUGUCUGUUCCCCACGGUCAUGAUGUGGCCACCAUCUUUGAACUAGAUCCAACAUCACUCACAAGAGACACCUAUGUACCAAGGAGUUCCUAUGUGCGUCUCCAUCACCUGUGUACAAACACCUGGGUACACUCCACAGGUAUAUCUAUAGACAAGGAGGAGGAUAAACCAAUCAGAAAAAAGGUUGGGUGUGCCUCAAUCAAAGAGGAUCGGGAGGCAUUUGCUGUCGUACCCGUAUCUCCACAGGAAGUCAGAGAUCUGGAUUUUGCCAAUGAUGCGAGCAAAGUUCUGUCGGACAUUGCCAGCAAGCUGGAGAAAGCUUCCAUCACCCAAAAUGAAAAGAAGUUUGUGACCCAGCUGCUCUCCAGUCUGAUUUACUUCGUUACAAUGCAAGAGUCCCACAAUUCUACAGGCGACCCUCUCAAAGUAGAAAUGACCAAGUCCAAAGACUGUAGAGAGAGACAGAAACUGCUCAGAGAACAGAAUAUCCUCAAACAGGUGUUUCAAAUUCUGAAGGCCCCCUUCAAUGGGAAGAACCCCAUUGUGGAGAUGGAGGAACUGGCUCAUCAGAGACACCAACCGUUCAGACAGAUCUGUAAGCUGUGCUACCAUAUCCUGAGACUGGCCCAGCAGGAUUACCGAAAGAACCAGGAAAACAUUGCCAAACAUUUCGCAUUCAUGCAGAAGCAGAUUGGCUACGACGUUCUGGCGGAGGAGACGAUCACAGCUCUAUUGAACAACAACAGGAAGUUACUGGAGGCCCACAUCACCAAACAGGAAAUAGAAACAUUCGUCAGUCUGGUCCGCAAAAAUAAAAAACCAAGAUUCCUGGACUACCUGUAUGUACUGUGUGUAUCUAACAACGUGGCCAUCCCCGCCACACAGGACCUGAUCUGUAACUGUCUGCUGCUGGAGGAGAACAAGGACAUCCUCAUAGAAACCAGAAUGGGUGUUCACAAGCGUAAGAAAAAAAUGCCAAAAUUGGAAAAGACCCAGAUGGAGGUGGAGAUGGAGGUGGAGACGCCGGAUGGAAUCUCCACGGGAGAGCCCAUCAUCACCAUCGAGGAGGUGGAAGAGGUGAUGCUGUAUUGGGACUGGGGCAACGGACCCAAACAGAAGAGCAUCCGGGAGCUGGCUGAGACCCAGAUAGACCCCAAGUCCAACGAAGACAUCAACGAUGAAGACUCGGCCGUGCUAGAGUACUACAGGCAUCAACUAGAUCUGUUUUCCCACAUGUGCCUGGAUCGCCAGUACAUUGCCAUCAACCAACUCUCCAAAGAUUUGGAAAUUGAUCUGAUUCUCAGGUGUAUGUCGGAUGAAAUCCUGCCGUUUGACCUGAGAGCCUCAUUCUGCCGUCUCAUGUUACACAUGCAUGUUGACAGGGACCCCCAGGAAAUCAUCAAACCCGUCAAGUAUGCAAGGCUGUGGUCCGAGAUCCCAACACAGAUCUCUAUAGAGGACUACGAGUCGAACAUCGGUAAAGAUCCAGAGAAAGAGCGUGUAAAGCCAAAGUUUGCGUCCACCAUACUGUUUGUAGAGGACUAUCUAGAGACAGUGGUGAAGCAGGACGGAGCGUUCGCCGACAGGAAACAGAAUAAACUGACCUACGAGGUUGUAAAUCUGGCAAAGCAGCUGAUAUACUUUGGGUUCUACUCAUUCAGCGACCUGCUGAGACUGACCAAGACCCUGCUGAACAUACUGGACACCAUCCCAGAGAAGGAGAUCUCCCCCGCCACUCGACCCACAGUAUCUGUGGGGGAUGGUAAGACAUGCUCCCCCUCCACUCGACCCACAGUAUCUGUGGGGGAUGAAACAGACAAAGCUAUUAUUUCUGAUGUAAUUCCUGCCACGAAAAAAAUAGAAGAGGAUGUUGAUACAAUUGUCAUGGAUACCAAACUGAAAAUCAUCGAAAUUCUGAAGUACUUAAUGCAGGUUCGCUUGGACUAUAGACUGACAUGGAUUCUCUCCAUGUUUAAGUGUCAGAUUGAGAUGCAGACAGCAGAAGACAAAUCCGAAGUCAUUUGUCUUGACUUGGAUAGCAUUGGACAGCAAGCUGAAGAUAUUUUUGGUGGAAGUGCUGAGACGUCGAAGCUUGACCUAGACGAGCAGGGAGGGAAGAUGUUUCUGAGGGUGCUACUGAACCUGGUGAUGCACAACUACCCCACCCUGGUGUCCGGCGCCCUCCAGCUCCUGUUCCGACACUUCAGUCAGCGUCAGGAAGUCCUCAUGGCUUUCAAACAGGUUCAGCUAUUGGUCACAACCAGUGAUGUUGACAACUACAAGCAGAUCAAGACAGAUUUGGAUGAAUUACGCAAUCUCGUUGAGAAGUCGGAACUCUGGGUGUAUAAAGUCAAACACGAUGACAGCAAGAAGAAACACAAGAGCAGUGCAGAGGAUAAGGAAAAUAAAGAUGAGAAGGGAGAAGGUGAUGGAAAGAAAAAGUCCAAGCACCAGUUGUCUCUGAGCAACAUUUCUGGAGAGAGGGGCUCUGCCAUUGACCUUGAUCUAGGGCCGCCCAUUGACCCGACAUCUGCAGAGAACUACAAGAAGAUUAAACAGAUCCUGCUGAGGCUGACCAGACUGUGUAUUCAGGAGACAGCAGAACCUGGGGUCAAGAAACCCAAGAAACAUGAACAGCGCCUGCUACGGAACAUGAGUGCCCCCAAUGUAGUACUGGAGCUUCUCCAGAUCUCAUAUGAAACUACUGAGGAUGUGAGGAUGCAUGAGAUAAUGAAGUAUGCCCACGCAUUCCUUCAGAGCUUCUGUCUGGCCAAUGCCCCCAACCAGGCCCUCCUCCACCAAUACCUGGAGCUGUUCCUCACCCCGGGGCUGUUGGAGGCCGAGACAAUGACGGCCAUUUUCUUGGACAACAAGAACCUGUGUAACGAGGUGACGGAGCGCGUCAUCCAGCACUUUGUCCACUGUAUAGAGACACAGGGCCGGCACGUCCCCUACCUUAGGUUCCUACAGACUGUGGUGAAGGCAGAGGGGGAGUUCAUCAAAAAGACCCAGGACAUGGUCAUGGCAGAGUUAGUUAAUGUUGGAGAGGAAGUGUUGCUGUUCUACAAUGAUAAGACAUCCUUUGAGAAGUUUGUGAAGUUGAUGCGGUCGGAGCAUGACCUGUGUGACCCAGCCAGCCCCCUUAUCUACCACAUCAACCUGGUCCAGCUACUGGCACUGUGUACCGAGGGCAAGAACGUCUACACUGAGAUCAAGUGUCACUCCCUGCUCCCCCUGGAUGACAUUGUCCGCGUGGUCACUCAUAAGGACUGUAUCCCAGAGGUAAAAACAGCUUACAUAAACUUCCUGAACCACUGUUACAUAGACACGGAGGUUGAGGUGAAGGAGAUAUACACCAGCACUCAUAUGUGGACUCUGUUUCAAGACUUCCUGGACGAUAUGGGCAGGGUAUCCACGGCAACCACAGACAGGAAGCAUGCUGACCUGGCCCUGGAGAACUAUGUGACGGUGACCAUAAUGAACGUGAUUGACACCUUCUUCAGCUCACCUUUCUCUGACCAAACAACGACGUUACAGUCGCGGCAGCCAGUGUUUGUGAAGCUGUUACAGGGAGCUUUCCGAGUGUCAGACUGUCCAUGGCUGACCGGCACACAGAAGUACCACGUGGAGACCUGCAUCAAGUGUCUGGCUGACAUCGCAAAGAAUCGAGGCAUCGCCAUCCCUGUGGACCUGGAUAGUCAGGUUAAUCAGAUGUUUGAGAAAUCCAACAACGUGAUGAAUAAAGCCAAAGUCUGGAUCAAUGCCAAACUGAAUAAACGUGAAUCCAUUGCCUCUGUAUCCCGCGACUACAGGAACAUCAUAGAGGGCCUGCAGGAAAUUGUUGUGUUGCUGGAGAAGCAGUUACGUCCCCUUGUACAGGCUGAGUUAUCUGUCCUUGUUGAUGUCUUGCACACACCAGAGGCACUGUUUCCUCCGGGCACCAAGUGUGAGAUUGGAGGAUUUAUAUCUAGAUUGAUUCGGCAUACGAAGUGUCUGUUGGAGGAGAAGGAGGACAGUUUGUGUAUCAAGGUUCUACAGACUCUAAGGGAAAUGAUGACGGUCGACAACGAAUACGGAGAAAAGCUGGAUAACAAGACUAAGAAGGAACUGGAUGACCACCGCAGGGGAGAGGCCUUGAGACAAAGCUUGCUUGCCCAGUACUAUGAGAAAGUGCCCCUCCGAGGGCGAGAGGGUGGUGGCGGUAGGGGAGGGGGUGACGGGGGAUCAAGGAAUCUCGCCCUAGGGAGGGAGAGGAAAUCUCUUAUUGAAGUUCAGUGUCGAUUGGAGCAGGAGGGAGCUGUAGAUCUGAUUGUGGACCUGAUAGUGCGGGACACCAACAACACAAACAACAAGGUGUUCCACGAGACGGUCAAACUGGGGAUAGCCCUGCUGGAGGGGGGCAACACAGAGAUACAGAAAUCCAUCUACAAAAGGCUGACCAAAGACAAGAAUUCUGAGACCUUUUUAAAAGUGUUCUACAGCAGAAUGGUGUUGGCCAGGGAGGAGGUAAAAGGAAUAACGGUCAGUACUGGGGAGAUGGAGAAGAAGACGGAAGAGCAGAAAGAAAACAAAGAAGUACAACGAAGGAAUAGAGUGGGAUUACGACGAACGGAUGGAGAUGAAGAAUCUGGAGGCCUUCUUCGGAUGCUACGUAGGGGAGGACAGGGAGAAGAGCAGGAGGAGGGGAGAGGGCCCCACCCAGGGAGUGAGGAGGCGGCCUUGGAGAAAGCCAACAAAGAGAAGGAGGACAAGAAACUGCCCCCCAAUGUGGCCCUGAUGAAGUACAUCCUGCGCUUCUUACAGCUGCUCUGUGAGAACCACAACACCGAUCUCCAGAACUUUUUGCGCAACCAACCUAACCAUGCCAAGCCCUACAACUUGAUAUGUGAGACUCUACAGUUCCUGGACUCUAUCUGUGGCAGCACCACGGGGGGCCUGGGACUGCUGGGAUUAUACAUCAAUGAACACAAUGUGGACCUGAUUAUCCAGGCCCUCACCAGCCUCACCGAGUACUGCCAGGGACCAUGCCACGAAAAUCAGAAUGCCAUAGCCAUGCAUGAAAGCAAUGGGAUUGACAUCAUUAUCGCCCUGUUACUGAAUGAGAUCAAUCCUCUGGGAAAGAACAAGCUAGCUUUGGUACUGGAACUUAAGAACAAUGCCUCUAAAUGUCUCCUUGCUAUCAUGGAGAGUCGACAUGACAGUGAGAAUGCUGAGCGGAUUCUGUACAACAUGAAUCCCAAGCAGCUGAUAAAGUUUUUAGGGAAGGUCUAUAAAAUGGCUAAGGAGGAUGGACAAUUGGUCUCCAAGGUUGACAUUGCUAAGAAUGCCUUCCACCAGGAAGCUUCCAUUGAUGAUGAAGAUGAAGAGGAAGGCAAGGAUGCCUCACCCAAAGAUGUGGGGCACAACAUUUACAUCCUGGCAACACAGUUGUCCUUACACAACGAGAGGCUGGCCCAGCUAUUGAAGCCCAGUGGAGAUUUGUGGGGAGAUCAGGCUCUGGAGUUCUAUGAAAAACACACAGCUCAGAUAGAGAUUGUGCGACAGGAUCGAACAAUGGAGCGAAUCGUGUUCCCAAUCCCAGACAUCUGCGAGUACCUGACGGAGGAAACCAAGACUCGCAUCUACUACACGACAGAGCGUGACGAACAGGGCUCAAAGGUCGCAGACUUCUUCGAGAAGGUCGAGGAUAUGUUCGCCGAGAUGAGGUGGCAGAAAAAACUCAGGGCCAACCCGUACUUGUCCUGGUUCAGCAGUCACAUGUCCCUCUGGAGCAGCAUCACCUUUCAGUUUGCUGUGCUGCUCAACUUCCUAGUGGCAUUCUUCUACCCAUUUAAUGAGGUCAAAAAAGAGCUGGAUCCUAAGCUGUCUGGCCUGAUCUGGACGGCCAUGUUUGGUUCCUUGGCCUUGGUUACCAUGGUCGGAGUCAAUCCCUUCGCCAUACGCACCUUUUUUAUAUCCACCAUUUUCCGGUUUAUUUUUUCAGUUGGACUUGAGUACACACUGUGGUUAUUAGGUGCAUUUAAUGUGAUAAAUAAAGGUAUAUAUUUGAUAAGUAUGAUGGGGAACCAGGGCACGUUCACCAAGCAGCCGCGGCAGGUGCUGACCGACUUUAGGUUCAUGUACCACAUCAUCUACCUGGUGGUGUGUAUCCUGGGCCUUUGUGUGCACGAGUUCUUCUACAGCAUACUGCUCCUGGAUGUGAUCAACAGAGAGGAGACACUGUGGAACGUAAUCAAGUCGGUCACCAAGAAUGGUCGCUCCAUCAUCCUGACGGCCGUGCUGGCAGUCAUCAUCAUCUAUCUCUUCUCCAUCAUAGGAUAUAUCUGCUUCCAGGACGAUUUCCUGAUGGAAGUGGAGCCGGUUCCAAAGCUUAUUGCAGAAGCAGUUAAUGAAACAGCCAAUGGCUUCUGUGACAAAGAAAACUGCACUGGAGUAGAUUAUUCAGCGUCUGCGGGACAGGAAGUAGCCGAGGAUGACUCCAGAGAGGAUGGCAAGCAGAGAGUAUGUGAUUCCCUAAUUAUGUGUAUCCUGACCUCAUUGAACCACGGGCUGAGGAAUGGCGGGGGGAUCGGUGAUCUACUCAGAAAGCCAGACAGCAAGGAGAACCUGUUUGUUGCCCGUGUCGUCUACGAUCUUCUGUUCUUCUUCAUUGUCAUCAUCAUCGUUCUAAACCUCAUCUUUGGUGUCAUCAUCGACACAUUCGCGGAUCUCAGGAGUGAAAAGCAGCAAAAAGAUGAAAUUCUUAAAAAUACUUGCUUUGUUUGUGGAUUGAACCGCAGCAAUUUUGACAACAAGUCUGUGUCCUUUGAUGAGCAUAAGUCUAAUGAACACAACAUGUGGCACUAUCUGAACUUCAUUGUCCUUGUGAAGGUUAAGGACCACACUGAGUUCACCGGACCAGAAAGCUAUGUGUACACAAUGGUCAAGGAUAAGAACUUGGACUGGUUCCCCAGGAUGAGAGCCAUGUCGCUGACCAAUGAGGACGGGGACGGGGAGCAGAGCGACUAUCGGAACCUCCAGGCUCAGCUCGACACCACCAACAAGCUGGUUAAGAACCUGUCCAAACAGCUCACUGAGCUCAAAGAACAGAUGACAGAACAAAUCAAACAGAAGAAGAGAUCUAAGUUCCUUACUUCUGCUACAAUGAACAUGUAGUCCCGGGAAGAGGAGUGGUUCAUAUCUAACUUUUACUCCAGCAUAUCAAGAUAUUGCCAAAAUCAGUGACAUAGCACUGGACACAGUGUAUCUAUUCAACUGAAUGCUCAUGUCCAGUCCAACCUAGAGUUGCCUCCCUUAAAUUCAUUCCAAUUUGCUUUUUAGCAGCUCUGUUUCAAGUCAAGGCUUUACUAGCAUUCCCUGUAGACAUGAGGUCUUUUCUUAUGAAGAAAUUAUGUUGUAGUGUAGGAUGUCUGUACCCUUAUUUCCAUCCGUUCUCCUUUGUUAAUGUGUUACUUUUCAAAUGUAUAUGCAAUAUUGUAUCAUGUGUACAUUGAACGAAUUUAAUGAUCUUGAUUAUUUAUUUUUUUCUUGAAGAAAUAUUUGUUUAGUAAGUUAAAUGAUUUUAAAUGGACUGCAAUUUCUUAUUUAUGUAUUUAUAAUUGCACAUACCUGUAAUAUUGUAAGUACUAAGAAAUAUAUUGAACAUAGAAAUACAUGUGUAUUGGUCAUUUA